GCCUAUCCAAAACCCUCUCACCACAUCUUCCUGCUUUAUCAAUCUCUCUCUUUUCCUCUCUGUUUUUGAGACCUUUAAACCCUAGUAGAUAUGGCGGAUCAGGGGCUCCCGGUGUCGGGAGAUAUUGCAUUCAUCGGAGGAGCUCAAAACUUCUGCGAGAGGAAAGUGAUGGUGGCGAUCGACGAGAGCGAGUACAGCCACUACGCCCUCAUGUGGGCCCUCGACAACCUCAAGGAAUCGUUGUCCAAGGCUCCCCUCGUGAUCUUCAUGGCCCAGCCUCCCACCCAGGGCACCUACUCCUUCGCCGCCUCCCUCAGUUCUGCUCGCAUGUACACUGUUUCAUCCACUCCAGACUUUGUCGACUCUGUCAAAGAAAACCAAAGGAAGUUUGCGUCUGCUCUCUUGGCAAAGGCAAAGGAAAUUUGCGCCAGUCGAGGGAUAUUAGCAGAGACGUUUACAGAAGAAGGGGAUCCUCGAUCAGCAAUAUGCGAUGCAGUUAAGAAGCUGAACGUAACUCUCCUGGUAAUGGGUGAGCGUGGGCUCGGAAGAAUCAAAAGGGCAUUCCUUGGAAGUGUAAGCAACUACUGUAUUAAUAAUGCGAAUUGCCCUGUUCUUGUUGUGAAGAAACCAUAAAGAAGAUCAGUAAUCCGGAGAUUCAUCAGAACGUAUCAGAGUUUUGCUGCAGCCUACUUAGGAUUCGGAUAGAUGUAAUCCUGCCUUCAUCAUCAGGCACAUAUGCAACAAGUUUGACAUCUAAGUUCAGUAAAGUUCUUGUUAUUUUUCAGAAGCAGAUGAUAAGUACUAUUUGAUACGCUCAGGAAUAUACAAGAAAAUAAUGGCUUCAUACUUAUAA
Messenger RNA from Punica granatum (pomegranate), 853 nucleotides. NCBI's taxonomy places the organism in Eukaryota, Viridiplantae, Streptophyta, Magnoliopsida, Myrtales, Lythraceae. The record is from RefSeq and is a predicted model, not a curated record.